CCUCGAUCGGAAAGCAGCUUUGACAGGUGAUGAUAGCAUUUCCCCCGUACCUCGAGCUGCAGGAAAGUUGCAGAGCUGGUAAUCAGCUCUUUUCGAACGAAGGAUGUCCAAUGCACAUGGCUGCAUGGACGAGGGCGCCGAGAUCGGUUCAUUACCAGAGUCAUACUCGUCUCGAUCUGGUCGAGCCGCCGGAUGCCCCGGAUCGCCCGAGGACUUGCGCGCCGCCGCCUCCGAGGAGUCAGCGCCCGAGGACCCGCACGCUGGGGACGCUGCGGAGGGCCAGCUCGAGGCCACCGAGCUUGUGCUCGACCCGAGCGCCAGGCCCCGCCGGUCUAUGCGGCUCGCGGGCGGCCUGGUCGUCAAGCAGGCCGACCCCGAGGAGGCCCACGGGCCGCCGGCGCACGAGCCGCCGGCGGCAGCCGCGGCGGGCGCCCGGCCCCGCCAGCCGCGGUCGCUGCGGCCCGCGGGCGACGCGCCGGGCAGGCAGGGCGAGCCGGCGGAGGCCGGCGAGACCGCCGCCGCCGUCAGGGAGCACCUCCUGCACGGCGCGCCCCCGCAGCGGGCCCGUCGGUGCUCCAUCACGGAGCUGCUCGCCGCAGCCCCGCUCACGCAGAGGUCCAGCCGGCGCUCGGCCGCGGAGCCCCUCGCGGAGGGCCCGCUCACGCAGAGGGCGUGCCGGCGCUCGGUCACGGAGCGUGUCGCGGAGGCCCCGCUCUCGCAGAGGUCGGACCAGCGCUCGGCCACGGAGCCCGUGGCGGAUGGCUCGCGCUGGCGUUCGGGCCCGCGGAGCUCGGCGCUCGCCUUUGCGGGCGGUGUUGUGCUGCAGACCGCUGGGCCCGGCAGGCCGACGCUGCCGGCGGUCCACCCGCCCAAGACGCCAAGGCUCGGCGCCUUGGACAGGCUCCCGUCGGUGCUGGCCGCGGUGUGACGGGAGCGCGAGGAGGAGGAGGAGGAGGA
This is a messenger RNA of Prorocentrum cordatum, 957 nucleotides long. NCBI's taxonomy places the organism in Eukaryota, Dinophyceae, Prorocentrales, Prorocentraceae. The record is from the annotation of a GenBank genome assembly.